AUGGCUACAUACGCAUAUAAAGCCAACCCUAAUGGGCACUGCCGUCUGUGUACGGACAAAGACAAGAAAGAGGACAUGGUCGCAUGCGAUGAAUGCGAUCGGUGGUUCCACAUUUCAUGUGUGGGACUCACAUACCUACCCAAGAAAGAUGAAAGGUGGGUAUGCCCUAAGUGCAUGAGCACAGAAAGGGAAAUGAUGGAACUGAAAGUCAAAGUCAGACAAUCAGUUUCCGGAGACAGCUUGCAAGAAAUUUUGCAAGAGAACAGAGCAGCAAUGGAGGCUCUGGUAAAGUCCAUGAGGACAACGAGAUUCGAAGCUGAACCAGGUACAAGUUCAGCACACAAUAAUGACAGCAUCGAAGGUCAAAAUCAGGAGGCAGAGCCAGAAUGGACUGUCUACCUAAAGCGACAAGCACUCAUGAGCUUGCCAAAAUAUGGAGGUGCGGCCAGAGAAUGGCCGAAAUUUAAAAAGGCCUUUGAUGAGACCACAAAACAAGGUCAAUUUAACAGGCUUGAAAAUUUGAAUCGCCUGCAAACAGUGCUGUACGGGAACGCAGAGAGGAGCGUCCGACAGUUAAUGAUGGAUCCAAAUAAUAUGGACCAAAUAAUUGAUAGACUAGAAGAUAAUUUCGGAAGACCCGAACUAGUCUAUAAAGAACUACUAACCGAACUCACCAAUAUCAAAAGGGAGAGUCGGAAUUUGAUUACCGAGAUAUCCGAAGCACUGGAUAAUCUCGUCUGUAAUGUUUCUCUUAUGGAUAGAGAAGAAUUCCUGAUUGACCACCGAUUGGUGGAAGAGAUCAUAAGGAAAAUGCCCUACGGUCUACAGGUGAAGUGGACUGAAGAAAUGUACGACGGGGCAAAGACUUUAGCUGAUCUCAAUGAGUGGCUGAAGCCUCAUUCGAGAACCAAUAGACUGCUGAAUGGCACCAGCAGGCCGCAGCCGCGAGAAACAAGCAGACCGCAGCCGCGAGAAAUUAACAGAUCGCAGCCGCGAGACACGAGGCCUGAGCGUCGAUUUAACGUAAAUACGCAUCAGGAAAAUAGAUCGACAAUAAUAAAACGCAAUUGUGAAGCAUGUCGGGGAAACCACAAACUCCUCGAAUGCACCAGAUUUAAGGCUAUGAAGCCUGAAAAGCGAAAUGAAUUAGCCUUUAAGGCAAAGGUAUGCUUGAGCUGUCUCGCAUUUACAAACCAUAUGAUGCGAGACUGCAAAAGAGCAAAACAAUGUGGAAUUAAUGGAUGUAAGUUCAAACAUCAUCCAUUAAUUCAUAAAUCUCAUGAGAGAGAAUCAAGUGAUUCAAAUCAGUCGGAAGGACAGCAUAGUCCAGAUACACAAGCAGAUGGUGAGAUACACAAUCACCAACAACUAACAAAAUCCAACGUAUUCUACCAAAUAGUUCCUGUGACGUUGAAAAAUAAUGACAAAAUCAUCAACACGUUCGCUUUCUUGGAUGCGGGGUCAUCACUCUCUCUAAUAGACGAGGAGAUUGCGAACAAGUUAGGGCUCAACGGAAGAAUUGAUCCGUUAAUGCUAAAGUGGACGCAGAACGUCACGAGAAACGAACAAAACAGCCGUAGAGUUCAGGUACGAAUCAACGGCAACAAUGAAAAAGAAUACGUCAUGAAAGGAGUGAGAACGAUAAAGAAUCUCCAACUCCCAGAGCAAAGCUUCAACAAGGAGGUGAUGGAGAAAAGGUAUCCAUACCUCAAGAAUCUGCCGUUGAGCAGUUACAGCAGUAUACGCCCGACGAUAUUAAUUGGACUGAGUCACAGUCACUUGUUAAUUCCAUUCGAAAGGCGAAUGAGAAAACCGAACGAGCCCACAGCGCUACGAACCAAACUUGGAUGGUUCAUGUUCGGCAACAUAUCGUCCAAUGUGCAAGGCGGACACAUCAUGGUCAUUCAGCAAGAAGAUGAAAUGAACAAGGCUUUGCAGAAAUAUUUCUCCACCGAAGACUUCGGCGUUAAGGUAGUCAAGAAUCUACCAAAAUCAGCUGAAGAAGAAAAGGCUGAACAAAUUCUAAGAAGUACUAUGAAAUACAAGGAUGGUAGAUACGAAGUUGGACUUCUAUGGAAAGAUGAGGAAACGAAAUUUCCAAAUAGCUACAACAAUGCAGCAAAGAGGCUGACAACGAGUGAGAGAACGUUAAAAAAAGACCCAGAGUUGAAAAAAUGGGCAAUAGAAACAUUUGCGGAUUACGAGAAGAAAGGCUACAUCCGCAAACUGUCAGAGGAAGAAAUUAUGAAGCCGAUAUCAAGAAUGUAUUAUCUUCCACACUUUAUUGUGCACAACAAAAAUAAGUUGCCACCUAAACCAAGGUUGGUUUUCGAUGCGGCGGCAAAGACACAAGGUGUAUCGUUCAACACGGAACUGUUAUCAGGGCCGGAUGCUACUACGUCAUUGUUCGGUGUUUUAGUAAGAUUCCGAGAAGGAGCAAUUGCUGUAUGUGGAGACAUCAAAGAGAUGUUCCACCAAGUACGAAUCCGAGCUGAAGAUCAACACGCUCAGAGAUUCUUAUGGAGAGAUUGUGAUAGCAGUAAGAAACCUGAUGUAUACGUAAUGCAGGUGAUGACAUUCGGAUCAACCUGUUCACCGUCAUGUGCACAAGCGGUUAAAAACCACAACGCAGAAAAAUUCAGAAAAUAUUGUCCAGUGGCGACUGAAGCAAUCAUCAAGCAACACUACGUCGACGAUUAUUUGGAUAGUUUCGAAGAGCUUGAUAAGGCAGCAGAGAUAGUACUACAUGUUAUGAAAAUUCACGAUCACGCGGGUUUCCACAUCAGAAACUUUGUGUCAAACAGCAGAGAACUUCUGCAAAGUUUACCCUCGGAACGUGUACAAAUUUCCGGAAUCAAAAUGUUCGAAGAAAAGGAUUCAAUGACAGAAAAGGUACUUGGUGUAUAUUGGAACACCACGUCUGACACACUCGGCUAUCAAAUCAAAUUAGACAAGCUAGGAAGUGAUGUUACACAAAUGCUACGUUUACCAACAAAGAGAGAGGUACUAGCUUUCGUGAUGAGUGUCUACGAUCCACUUGGACUCAUCUCAAAUAUAACUGUGCAUGGAAGAAUCCUCAUGCAAAGGCUGCACAUAGAAAAUAUAGAUUGGGAUGACGAAAUUCCCGAGAAGUUGCAGUCAGACUGGCAACACUGGUUAGAAAUUAUUGAAUCUGCUGAUAGCGUAACGAUACCAAGAUACAUCCUCGAAGAAAGAACAGGUGAAGUAGAACUACACACCUUUGUAGAUGCUUCUGAGAAAGCAUUUUGUGCAUGUGUGUACGUAAGAAGUAUAUCUGGAAACACACCACACGUAAGACUUCUAUCAGCAAAGUCUAGAGUAGCACCAGUCAAACCAUUGAGCAUACCACGCCUAGAGCUACAAGCGGCCGUGUUAGGAAGCCGAUUAACCAAAACGAUAAUAGAUGAAACGAGGUUGAAAAUCGUCAGCAAAACAUUUUGGAGUGAUUCACAGACCGUAUUGUCAUGGAUCAAGAGUCCAAAACGAAGAAGCGUAUUUGUGAUGCAUCGAGUAGGUGAAAUCCUGGAAGAUAACAGGAAAAAUGAAUGGCGAUGGGUGCCAACAGAUGAAAAUCCAGCCGAUGAAGGCACAAAGGAAAAGCUAGGAAAAUCACAAUGGUUUGAGGGACCUGAUUUCCUAAAGCUCUCAGAAUCGUCAUGGCCUUCCAUUGAAGAGAAGGAAACAGACGAAGAGUUGAGAGAAACAGUGCUAGUUCACGAAGAACUAAGCAAACUUAGUUUCAUCGAUAAGUACAAGGAAUACUCAGAUUGGUGGAAAUUGGUGAAGAACCUUUGUGUAUUAAACAGGACAAAGGAAAGAUUACGUCGUGGAUAUAUUCCAGACAUUGAGUACAAGGACUACCAAAGAGCUGAGAACGUGCUCUAUAGAAAGAUGCAAUGGGAAGCAUUUCCAACAGAGAUGGAAACUUUAUUCAAUGGCGGAACAAUAUCGUCAGGACCAUUGGUCAGUUACGCACCCUUCCUAGACGAGGCAGGGGUAAUGAGAAGUGGAGGACGUUUGAAGAAAGCCAUGUCAGUACCAUGGACUACAAGAACGCCAAUAUUGCUCCCACAAAAGCAUCCAUAUACAUAUUUGAUCGUGAAAGCAACACACGAAAGAUAUUUCCACCACGGCGAAAACACCGUCAUAGCAGCAUUACGGCAGAAGUAUUGGAUACUGCAUAUAAGAACAGUAUUAGCAAACGUCAAGAAGAAUUGCAAUAGGUGCAAAAUACGACGUGCAACUCCGGUAGAGCCGAUGAUGGCAGAUUUACCACAUUUCCGCACAGAAGCGCAUAUACCUCCAUUUACAAACUGCGGAGUAGAUUACUUCGGACCUUUCGAAGUAGCGGUAAAGAGAUCGCUCGAGAAGAGAUGGGGCGUCAUAUUCACCUGUCUCUCAACAAGAGCAGUACAUAUUGAGAUGGCAGAAAAUCUCAGUACUGAUGCGUUCAUGGUCGUGUUAAGGAACUUCCAGAACCGAAGAGGAAAGGUCACCAGUAUCUACAGCGACAACGGAACGAACUUCGUUGGAGCAGAGCGAGAGUUAAAGUCGCUAGUCAAUGAAAUCAACGAGAAGAUGGGCAAAAAUGAAGCAGCAAAAAUGGAAAUCCAGUGGAGAUUCAACCCACCUUCAGCACCACAUUUUGGAGGCGCUUGGGAGAGAUUAAUAAGAAACGUCAAAGUAGCACUAGCAGAGAUCCUGAAAGUUUGGGGUAGGAGCAAGCCAUCAGCAGCAACGUUGCAAGCUGCAUUCAUCCAAGCGGAAUUUUUAGUCAACUCUCGACCGUUGACACACAUACCAGUCUCCUGCAUCGACGAUGAAGUGUUGACGCCAUUCCACGCGUUAAUAGGAAGAGCAGGAGAGUAUGCCCCACCGUAUGCACCAACGACCAGUCAGUAUGACACAGCGCAAUGGAGACGCAUUCAACAUUAUUCCAAGUUGUUUUGGAACCGAUGGAAGAAGGAGUACUUACCAACUCUGUUAAAGCGUAAUAAAAAUACGCAGAAAGUAGAACCGAUCAAAGUCAACGACAUCGUCUUAAUCACGGACGACGACGCACCACCAGGAAAAUGGCUUAAAGGACGAGUCAUCGAAACGUUUGUGGCGAGCGACGGGCAAGUUCGCCAAGCAAAGAUCCAAACCGCGAAAGGUGUCCUGAACCGGCAGUUAAAAUUGCAGUACUGGACAUUAUCAAGGGAAAUGAUCCAGCCAUCAACUAAUCAGGAAGAAGACGUCAGUGCUCGCUACCAGAGCACCAAUAUCCGAAAGAUGCAGCCAACUGAUGUAAGCUCGCGUCAGAGCUAA
Messenger RNA from Toxorhynchites rutilus septentrionalis, 5328 nucleotides. RefSeq lists its product as uncharacterized. Gene Ontology annotation, biological process: DNA integration. Gene Ontology annotation, molecular function: nucleic acid binding. The record is from RefSeq and is a predicted model, not a curated record. The transcript has a single exon. Lineage: Eukaryota; Metazoa; Arthropoda; Insecta; Diptera; Culicidae. The coding region runs from base 1 to 5328 and encodes 1775 amino acids.